CCUGGGGGCUGACACCACCAUUUCAGGAGCCUCUCCUGGGGGAAGAGAAUGUCCGUGUAGAGCGUCUCCGCCCAGGACCCCAGCUUCCAGAGCCCAGACGCCCCCUGUCUCCGCAGCUCCAUGGGUGCCCGCCUGUUCCUCCUGGGCCUCCUCCUGCUGCUGCUGCCCACGCCCACCCCAGCCCCCUGCCGCACGGCCACCCGCAAUGAGUGCCGGCGCAACCAAGUGUUCGUGCCCGGCGCGGCGCUGGCCGGGGAGGGCGUGGACGUGACCAGCCUCAGGCGCUCGGGCUCCUUCCCGGUGGACACAGAGAGCUUCCUGCGGCCGGAUGGCACCUGCACCCUCUGCCAGAAUGCCCUGCAGGAGGGCGCCCUCCAGCGCCUGCCCCUGGCACUGACCGACUGGCGCUCCCAGGGCUCAGGCUGCCAGCGCCAAGUGGUCAGGGCCAAGGCCAGUUCCAUCAAGGGCGUGGCCAGGGAGGCGGCCAGCAGCAUCCGCAAUGACUGGCGGGUGGGGCUGGAUGUGUCUCCCAAACCCAGCGCCAAUGUGCAGGUGACCGUGGCCGGCUCGCACUCCAGGGUGGCCAACUUCGCUGCCCAGAAGACCCACCAGGACCAGUACAGCUUCAGCACUGACUUGGUGGAGUGUCACUUCUACAGUUUUCACCUGGUACACUCUCCCCCACUCCACCCCAACUUCCAGAAGGCCCUCAGUGACCUGCCCCCCAACUUCAACACCUCCACAGAGGCUGACUACAUCAGGCUCAUCUCCCACUAUGGCACCCACUUCAUCCGGUCCCUGGAGCUGGGCGGCCGGGUCUCGGCCCUCACUGCCCUGCGCACCUGUGAGUUGGCCCUGAACGGGCUCACAGCCAAUGAGGUGGAGGACUGCCUGGCCGUCGAGGCCCAGGUCAGCAUCAGUGGCCGCGCCAGCUCUUCAUCAGAAUUCAAGGCCUGUGAGGAAAAGAAGAAGCAGCACAAGAUGGAGACCUCCUUCCACCAGUCCUACCGGGAACGCUUUUCCCAAAUAGUCGGGGGCCACCACACCUCCGUGGGCGACCUGCUGUUUGGGAACCAGGCCGGGCCGGAGCAGUUCUCAGCCUGGAUGGACUCACUGCUGGCCAGACCCGGCCUGGUGGACUACACCCUGGAGCCUCUGCACGUGCUCGUGGAGAGCCGGGACCCACGGCGGGAGUCGCUGAGGCGGGCCGUGAGCAAGUACGUGAUGGACAGGGCCCGGUGGAAGGACUGCAGCAGGCCCUGCCCCCCGGGGCAGCAGAAGAGCCCCCAUAACCCAUGCCAGUGUGUGUGCCCCAGCUCGGCGGCCACCAACCAGGACUGCUGUCCCCGGCAGAGGGGCCUGGCCCACUUGGAGGUGAUGAAAUUCCAGGCGACGGGCCUGUGGGGAGACCACUUCACUGCUACAGAUGCCUAUCUGAAAGUCUUCUUUGGAGACCAGGAGCUGAGAACCAACACGGUGUGGAACAGUAACCACCCCCAGUGGGAGACACGGCUGGACUUCGGGGACGUGCUCCUGUCCACGGAGAGGCCCCUGCGGGUGCAGGUCUGGGACGAAGACAGAGGCUGGGACGACGACCUCCUCGGCACCUGCGACCAGAAAGCGCAGUCGGGCUCCCAUAAGGUGAUGUGCAACCUGAACCACGGUCACCUGAGAUUCUUCUACCACGCCAAGUGCUUGCCUCACCUGGAGGGGGCAACCUGCCUGCAGUAUGCCCCCCACGGUCUUCUGGGGGCGCCUCCAGGAAACCGGAGUGGGCCAGUGUGGUGAGCGCAGUGGGCCUUGAGAGGACCAGGGGACCUCUGCCUGGACUGAAUGGGGUCCUCACGGAGGGAGCCAGGGCCUCUCUCCAUAUCCCCAGUAGAUAGAUGGAAAACUGAGGCUUACUUUUUUUUUUUUUUUCAACGAAGUGGCUGAAUUUCCAGGCCAGCCCUGAGUCUCCUGUCCAAACUGCCUUAGCUCUCUGAUAUUCUCGAGCCCUGGAAAUGAGCUGGGGCCAGGCCACGCCCUCUAGCGCCUGCUACCCACGCCACAGCCUGGGUCAGGAGCUGGGCAGAAGGCCAGGAGGCCCUUCCUCCCAGACUGCUUGCUGUCACUGAAGACUUUCCCUUGCAGCCCUUGCCCGCAUGGGGAAUUCUCCAUCCCACUGGGUCUAACCCUGCCCGUCCCGGCUGCUCUGCUUGCUCUCUCUUCUUCGCCCAGCAGCUGUGCCCCUCAGCCAAAUCUGGGACCGUCUGGACCGGCCUCGCGUGUGCACAGCCUGACGGAGGACUUAUAUCCUUGCUGUGAUGGCCACCGUCAUGGCCGUCCCUGUGGCAGAGGAGAGGGCCGGGACCAAACGCGGCCGGAGAGACGGACGUCUACAUCAGCAACCCUACGCAGCAGGACAGGGCGCUCACCCCGGAGCAGGCCAGCAAGUGGCUUUCCACUUGCGCUGGAAACGUGGGGACCCAAAAUAUUUCACUUCCCUCGAAACUCCUGAUUCGAGACCCAGCAGCACAAACUCGGGGAGAAAGGCAACAGACGUUCAGCCCCUAGCCGGGUGGCCACAAAGAAUGGUGAGGACUAUGGUGAGCUGAUUUAUGGAGCUCUGGCCCCGCCAGGCAUUCCCAGACAGGAGGGCUGGCAGGGCUGGGGAUUUCUGAAAGUAGCCAGAAACCCCAAAUUAACUUCUCUAAUUGUUGGCAAUGCAGUUCCCUUUGUAAAAAUAAACCUACGUACAAGUCACA
Molecule: messenger RNA, 2747 nt
Organism: Leptonychotes weddellii (Weddell seal)
Lineage: Eukaryota; Metazoa; Chordata; Mammalia; Carnivora; Phocidae
Gene: PRF1
Product: perforin 1
Biological process (GO): T cell mediated cytotoxicity; defense response to virus; immunological synapse formation
Cellular component (GO): membrane
Molecular function (GO): pore-forming activity; calcium ion binding; wide pore channel activity
Source: RefSeq, a predicted model, not a curated record